Messenger RNA from Owenia fusiformis, 2150 nucleotides. Lineage: Eukaryota; Metazoa; Annelida; Polychaeta; Sabellida; Oweniidae. The record is from the annotation of a GenBank genome assembly.
CUGCCAGAAUAUAAACAUUGACAGGUGAUUGAAAAUAUGGAGAGUGAUACAAACGAAACCUCUAACUCUGAAAAUGUCCCUGAUAACUGCCACUGUGGCAAAGCGAGAGAGAUUGGCAAAAUAGAGCUACAAUGUGGUAUAUGCUUGAGGUGGUUCCAUUUGGAGUGCUUGGAGAAUAUUUCAGGGAAACUGGUGCCAUUUAUGACAACUUAUGUACUCUGUUGUAAAGUUUGCAGUCCCAAUGGCCUUGAGACUUUUACCAAGAAACAAGCAAGUUUCAGUCAGAUGUGCCACACAGCUGUAGCUAACUUGGCUCAUGAGAGACCCACAGAGAAACAAUUCUCUAAAGAUAAAGAUGUUAUCCCUUACAUAGACAAAUAUUGGGAGCAUUUGACAACCAUGCCUCGCAGAACAAAGCUUACCUGGCACUCAACUAUUGCCAAGAUUAUGUCAAAAGAUGUAGAUAUAUUCAAAUGUGAAGAGAGGGAAAAUGGAGAAAUGUAUUUUUCUCUGAUAUGUGAGGAUUUAUCAAAGAUAGCCCCCAACUAUGAAGUUCUCCGUACAGGUACAGCUAGUAUCAAAGCACAGGAGGGUAAGCAAGCAGCAUCUCUUAGUGACAGCAAGGGGAGGGGUACCAAGAGAAAGCAGGUUGGGGAUACAACAUCAGCACCCUCUACCCGGUCAAAGAAAGGGGAUGCAGCCAUCCAUGUUGCUCCAACAAGCUACCCAACUGAACAUCCCUACAACAAAGAUGGCUACCGCUAUAUCCUAGCUGAGCCUGACCACCAUGCCCCUAACAGACAAGCUUUUGAUGAGAGUGUGGAAGCUGCUGGUAAACCUAUCCCUGGGUACUUGUAUAGGAUCUACCUUGAGCAGUCAGUAAUGUUGGCAGUACAUGAUAGAGCUCCCCAACUGAAGAUCUCAGAUGACAGGCUAUCAGUAGUUGGAGAGAAAGGUUACAGCAUGGUGCGGGCAACACAUGGUGUGACUCAUGGUAGUUAUUACUUUGAGGUGACUAUUAAAGACAUGGCCCCAGAGACUGCAGUAAGGUUAGGCUGGGCACAAGCCUUAGGAAACUUACAAGCACCAUGUGGGUAUGACAAAUUCUCCUAUUCUUGGCGCUCUAAGAAAGGCACACGGUUUCAUGAGAGCAGGGGUAAACAUUACUGUGAGGGUGGAUUUGGCCAGGGAGAUACACUUGGCUUCUUUAUCCAUCUUCCCAUACACAAACCUCUUCCAGAGAUGCUGCCCAACACUUAUAAAGAUAUGCCAUUGGUGAAAUUCAAGAGCCAUCUUUACUAUGAGGAGAAGGAUUAUGUGUCUGAGACAGAGAAGAAUCUCAAACCUCUCCCUGGCAGCAAGAUUAUAUUUUACAAAAAUGGCAAGAAUCAAGGUGCAGCCUGGACUGAUAUCCACAUGGGAACAUACUACCCUGCCAUCUCACUAUACAAAAAUGCAAAUGUUGUAUGUAACUUUGGACCAACAUUCAAGUAUCCUCCUGAUGACAUAGACUAUAGGCCUAUGCAAGAGUUGGUUACUGAGGCUGUUGUUGAACAAAUGAUGGCAGAUAUGAUGUACCACUUGGACCAUGAGGGGAAGCAACCAGACUUUCUAUGAACUCACCUACAUCUAAUACAGUUGAACCCAUACAACAAGGGCUUACAUAUUGUAAUACAAGGACUGAUGCCAGACAUCAUGUACCACCAUGGAAACAGCCAGAGUUCCAAUCAAAUAUAGUCGAACCCAUAGACGAGUAGUGUAGUAGUUCACCUAUUUUAGCACAAGGCUCUGAAUUGAUGACUAGUAUUUCAUAAAAUUUCAAAUUACAAAGCUUUUAUAAAGAACUAGCUCUGAGGCUUGUCCCUGUUUAUCCUGGCACAAAACAAAGAUUUCAUCAAAGAGAUCAUUGCAUCUACACUUGCCAAAGCAUAACUAAUAAAAUACUUCAUUAGGUGUCCAACAAUAAAUUGGAUGAAUUCUGUGUAUUCGAAGUAGUGAGACACUCAAUGUGAGCUUUUGGAGAUGAUCAUCAACUAUUUGAUAAUUCCAAUGUAAACCAUGCAUGUACUGUAUGCACAUAUCUCAAUUUAAAUGAUAAAUGAAAUAUAUUCGAUGCUACUCUUUUAUAGAAUAUAACUAUUAAGUUAUGU